Beauveria bassiana ARSEF 2860 is the source of this 4320-nucleotide messenger RNA. Its product is annotated as ABC multidrug transporter, putative. Gene Ontology annotation, cellular component: membrane. Gene Ontology annotation, molecular function: ABC-type transporter activity; ATP hydrolysis activity; ATP binding. The record is from RefSeq and is a predicted model, not a curated record. The transcript has 11 exons. NCBI's taxonomy places the organism in Eukaryota, Fungi, Ascomycota, Sordariomycetes, Hypocreales, Cordycipitaceae. The coding region runs from base 1 to 4320 and encodes 1439 amino acids. Gene Ontology annotation, biological process: transmembrane transport.
AUGAAUACCGAGGGUAAUGACGAAGCUUUCGGCCCGGUUUCCGCCUCAAGGUUGGAUUUCACCCUUCUAUUUGAGCAUACUGUUCUGGGAAUACUUCCGACAGGCUUGCUUCUUGCCACUACGCCUCUCUACUUCUAUAUUUGCGCCAGGCGGCCCCUCUACACUCGCACUGGUUACAUCCUAUGGGCUGAACUCGUGAGUUUCUCUUAUCCAUCUCCGCUUCUAUUUCAACUAAUGAGUGCCCUCCUUAGCCUGUACAUCAUCACCAGUCUUGUCAUAGAUGUUAGCAAGAGCCGAUCCUACUUUAUUCGCCAUGAACUACAAGCUCUCGGCAGCUUAUCUGCAGCGGCAGCUGCAACGAAAAUUUUAAUUACGAUUCUGCAAGAGGUUCCAAAACGGCAUCUUUUGAUGGAUAGCGAGCUGAGAAACUCUACUGGAAGAGAAGCUACCGGCGGAUUCUUUUACCGAAAUUUCUUCGGCUGGCUGAAUUCCAUCUUCGCGACUGGUUUUUACACCGUUCUCAAAGUCACGGAUCUGGAAGAGCUUGGUCCCGAACUCGCUUCCAGGAGCCUUUAUCCCAGGUUUCUUCAGAUAUGGAAAACAGACAACCCUGAUCCAUCCAGCGGCCGCCUCGCCAUUGCGUGUCUCCACACUCUCUGGUGGCAUUUUCUAGCGAUACCGCUACCGCGAUUGCUGUUCUCACUACUGACACUUGCGCAACCUUUUCUGCUGAGGCGAAUUCUGGACUGCAUCUCAAACGAUGAUGCCGGGCCAUAUGAGCGAGCAGGCUUGAUUGCAGCUACUUUGUUGACUUUUGCCACGCGGGCGAUUGCACGAGGCUCCUAUAAGCAUGCAAGCUAUAGGCUUGUCACGGCUAUCCGUGGCGUCUUGAUAGCGGCCAUGGCUGACAAGCAAAUGCGGCUUACACAUACAGAGGCCAAGAAAUCAGCAAUAUCAACCCUUAUGACAGCCGAUGUUGAAGGGAUUGAAGCCACGUUGCCUUCUGUUCAUGAUUUGUGGGCAUUCUUCGUAGACAUUGGCUUCGGUCUCUACUUCCUAUCAAGAUACAUCAGUCUUGCUACCAUUUCAAUUUUUGCUCCCUUUCUUUCUGUCUGUAUUGAAGCAUUUACACCUGUGAUUAUUCUCACGGCCGCCUUGUUGUGGACCACUUUUCCAGAAGGCUUUACUGCUUUCAAAGCGUUCCCCAUUCUCGCCCUUAUUGCCAUCGUCCAGAUGCCACUAUUUUUCCUCAUUGAAACAUUCAGCAAUGUGAUGCGUGCUUGGGCAUGUUUCAACCGCAUCCAGGCUUAUCUACAGCUACCCGAAUGGAAAGACCCGCGACGGUGUAGUGACGCGGCGACCAGUUCUGCAAGCGGCACUGAAACAUUAGCUGAAAAACAAAACAAGCGUAAGAGCAUUCACCCGAAGAAUGAUGUCGUGUACGAGUUCAUCGAUGCAUGGAUUGUCCCUUCAGGGAGUCCUCAAUCCAUCCUGAAAAGCAUUGAUAUGCAGAUCAUGAGAUCUCGUAUCAUUGCGCUACUUGGCCCCAUCGCGUGUGGUAAAUCUACCUUUCUCCGCUGCCUACUUGGCGAAGCCGAUUUGUUACAUGGUGCAAUCUGCGUCACGAAAAAAGCGAUCACGAUUGCAUACUGCGACCAGACCCCUUGGCUUCAUAAUGGAACACUACGAGACAACAUACUUGGUCCCAAUCCUUACGAGGAGAGCUGGUAUCGAGCGGUUGUGAGGCGGUGCCAACUUGUCGAAGAUUUCGACCAAUUGUCCAAUGGUGACGAGAGUGUGGUGGGAAGCGAUGGAAUGAAUCUCAGCCUGGGCCAACGCCACCGCGUUAGUCUGGCCAGAGCUGUAUACGCCCGUCCAGAUGUCGUCCUUGCUGAUGGCAUAUUCAGCUCACAGGAUCAGGUGACCGCCAGAGCCAUCAUGAAGCAGUUGCUGGGUGCUGAUGGUCUUCUGAGGCAGUCCAACACCACUGUUGUACUAGCUACUCACUUGAGCGUGGUGUUGGAUGUAAGCGAUGAGGCGCUGGUUUUUGACGGCAAAGGGAACAUUGCUAGAAAAACGGUCUCCGAUAAUCCCGACCUCAAAAAGGAGCUAGUGGCAGCAAUGAACGUGACGAAGCAAAUGUCUUUCGAACGCCGGCAGGUGGAUUCUGGAGCCAAACAUAUGCAGGAGAUGCAUCUCGGAGAUGGCACGGCAGCCAAGACAGCCGAGAAUACACCUCCGAGCAACUUUCGUACCCGGGGAGAUUUCGGGCUGUACCAGUUUUAUUUCAGCGCCAUUGACAAAACUCGGUUUAUUUUAUGGAUUGUGGCGAUGAUAGUCGUCACAAUUUGCGACAACUUCCCCAGCGGUUAUGUGCGGAUACGGGUGGACAAAGAUCCGAAAAACAACCUUUACCUGCUGGGAUUCGCACUCCUUGCGCUGGGCAGAGUAAUUAUUGGUCUAUGGAGUCAACGGGUUUUUUAUCUCCAAAUUCUUCCGGAAUCUGGUGAGCAGCUGCACCAAAUGCUUCUAGACGCACUGACAAACUCUAGUGCAACACUCAACUAUAUCUGCGCUGUUGACAGCGGAGAUCUGCUAAACAGAUUUAGUCAAGAUAUGAGUCUGGUUGUACAAGCUCUCCCAUUAGCAAUGUACAAAUUUGUGUUCAAGCAUAGUGCUUUUUUCCACCGUCAUCGAGCUUGGCUUCGUCCUUUCUGGGCAUCAUACGCAACGAUUGCUCUUCCCUUUGUCCUUGGCAUAGUGUACGCCAUACAAAAGUACUAUCUUCGAACAUCUCGCCAGCUGCGCCACUUGGACCUCGAAGCGAAGACGCCACUGUUUGUUUGUUUCAAAGAAACAGCCAAUGGUUUACUGCAUAUUCGGACCCUUCAUUGGUCCGAGGCACAGCUGCAACGGAAUCUGAUCUUCGUGGAUGAUUCUCAAAAACCUUACUACCAAAUGUUUUGUGCGCAGCGUUGGUUAGUCUUGGUCCUCGACUCGACCAUAACCGCUGUCGCCGUAAUCAUCGUCGGCGUCGCACUGAACGUCAAGAACUCGAGCUCGCCGGCCGCAAUCGGGUUGGCGUACCUGAUCAUGAUCAACUUCGGAACAACUGUCGCCGGAUUGAUCCAGCGAUUUACAGAAAUGGAAAUAUCGCUAGGGUCCAUUUCCCGUACACGUGCUUUCGUGGAAAAUAUGCCUAGGGAACAAGAACCCAAACACUUCAGAGUCCCUGACAAUUGGCCCGACAAGGGCAAAGUUGAGUUCAGAAAUGUCACAGCCAAAUACAAUUCAGACUCUGUUCUUACGGAUGUAUCAUUCGUUGCUCGACCAGGAGACAAAGUAGGCAUUAUUGGCCGAUCUGGAAGCGGCAAGAGCUCUUUGCUAUUGACUUUGCUGAACUUCUUGGAGUAUUCCGGAUCCAUUAUUAUCGAUGGUGUGAACAUCAGCAAGGUUCCGCAUCAACUACUCCGCGAGCGCAUUACGACCAUCACUCAGACACCAGUCGUAAUCGAUGACUCGAUUCGAUAUAACUUGGUUCCAUGGGACGACAACAAGAGUUUUCCAGACUCUGUCAUCAAACAUACGUUGCGGCAGCUUGGUCUUUGGGAGCACAUCAAGUCCAAACGCGGGCUUCAAGCAUCUGUGGAAAGUGCCGGAUUAUCUGCAGCUCAUCUAGAGCUCCUCUGCAUCGCGAGAGCUAUUCUGCAUCAUAUUCAGAUGGAAAGCAAGAUUGUACUAAUGGACGAAGCGACUGCGUCGUUAAGCGCAGCUUCAGAUCUGGAAGUGCAACGAGUCAUGAAGGAGGUAUUCCAGGGCUGCACGGUCUUCAACGUUGCACAUUGGGAUUCGCCUUUGCAGGUGAACGAUCUUGAACUGUUCAUCGAAAAGGGGAAGCUUGAGAAUGCCUGGCGUUUGAAGUCUGACGAGGAGGACGAGGAAGCUGCGGAGGAAAAGCUGGCUCGGGAUGAAGAUGAGACAGCCUAUCUUCGACGCUUGUUGAGGAAAGAAGAUCAAGAGCAGCGUGAGAUUUUGGCAAGAGAGCAGGCUUUUGAGGCCAAGGCCAAGGAGUCCACAAUAAAGGAGGAUGGCGAAAAGACAUUGGAAGGACUUGUUGAGCUGCCGGACCCGACUGAAGGAGACGCGUCGAAGGUCAGGCCGAUUCAUCCAUUGGUGAGGGCGCACGGAAAACUGCGAGCCGAGUCACCGAAGGAUGCUACUGGCCCCCCUGCGGCCAGCUCUUCGGCGCCUGCCAGGCCAAUGCCAACGAAUCCGCCAGAGCACGCGCCGCCGCAAGCCGAAUCCAUCGACGGUCAAUGA